Messenger RNA from Naumovozyma dairenensis CBS 421, 897 nucleotides. RefSeq names its product Vpr1p (gene VPR1). The transcript has a single exon. Bases 1 to 897 code for a protein of 298 amino acids. The record is from RefSeq and is a predicted model, not a curated record. Lineage: Eukaryota; Fungi; Ascomycota; Saccharomycetes; Saccharomycetales; Saccharomycetaceae.
AUGGUGGAACGUAGAGGGUUUGUUAUCUAUCCUGAUUAUAACAAUAACCAAUCUCGAAUUAGUAACCAUUCAGAGAAUACACUACUGAUUAAUGAGAAAAAGGAAACGUCCUCUCAAUUAUUGUCUUCUUCUCAGAGGAGUAUAACAUCAAUAGAUGUUGAAAACGCAAAGGAACGGUAUCAUAAAACAAAUAAUAUCAACUCGUUGUUUACAUUAGCGCAUAAAUCAAUAAAGAAAGUGGCUAAAGAGCCGCGGAAUAACCUCCCAAUCUCUUCAUUUACCUCUGGUAAAUUCAAGUCAAUUACUCUAAAGGACACAAAACGGGCUGGUCCUUUACAAUCAAUUCAAAACAUAAUUUAUAAUUGCAAAGGCUAUCCACAUUCUGUUUUUAUGGCAAAACAACUUGAAAGAAAGGAGCCAACUACGAUCAGAGAUGGUAUUGCUAUUCUCGAUUCCAAAAAUGGAAUAGGUUCAAAAAUUAUUAAAGCAAAGUUCAGAAAGAGUCAUUUCAAACUAGGUUCUGUGACUAGAAAAUAUGAAUUAUUCCCGCUACAAGACCUAGAACAAAAUAAACCAUCAGCAUUACUUCAAUCGUUACAAAAAUCCUUAUGUGAUUUAGAUACCUCCUUGAAAACCCUUUCGUAUCACUCAUAUGACACUUUGUUGACGGUAACAUCAUUCGAAAUGCUGUCUGACCAUGAAAUUAAAAUCAAUUCAGUAAAGAAUUAUACUGCAGGAUUUACAACCGAUGUAACUAUGUUAUUGCAUAGUAAGAUAUCGCUCAAUGUGCCCCUUCCUAACAAUCUUCAUAAGGACUAUAAAUUAGCAUUAGAUUCUAAGGUAUACUUGGAGUUGGCACCUAAUGUUAAAUGGUAUUUGGUCUGGAAAUUUAUCUAG